AUGUUGGCAGCUGUGCUAUUGGUAAAUGACGCAGGAUCGUACAUAGCUAGGCCCCUGAUGGAUCUGACAAAAGAGAAAGUAUCGGAGGCAGUGGAGUCAUUCCUCCAUGCGAAGAUAAAGGCAAAAGAGAGCACCUCUGCGCUAGAAACAAAAAUAGGCAACUUCUUCUACCAAGAGAUAGACGAUGUGUAUGUUGUAGUGCUGGCAGAUAAAGAAGAUGCGAAGAUAAUGGAGGGACUGAAAAUAGUGGAGGUGGUUACUAAGUCAGUCAUAAAGAGACUGAGCCUCACAGAGUCCGAGAGCGAGAUAUUCAGCAUUAUCUGCGCAGUGGAUGAAAUAUUCACAAGAGAGGGCGUCGUGAACAGAACAGUUGAGGAGAUAAUGAAAGCUGUGAGUCUGCAAAGCAACGACGAAAUACUGCACCAGAUGAUUUUGAAGAGCAAAGAAAAAGAGAAGGAGAAGGCAGAGAAAAUAAGAAAAAUGCACCCAGGGAUAGACGAGCUCACGAAGGAAAUAGAAGAAAUAAAAAUACUCAGACAAGACUUGAAGGUGCCAAAGCAGGAGAAAGCAAAGAUAAAGACAGAGCAGAAAAAGCAUAGAAGCAUUCUGGAGACAAUGGACAAUAAGAUAAACAUAGUCACACAGCAGAAGCACAGUCUAUCGAUAAACUCGACAACAGAAGCAUCAAAGAUAGAGGGAGUGGGAGAGCUGCACAUAAAAAUAACCGACAGUGAGUACGCAAACAUAAAAAUGAACAUAAAAAACAAGCCAAAACAAGCCAGAGCCCAUCCUUCUGUAGAUAAAAAAGCAUUUUCAAAGAACGCAAUUAUUCCCAAAACAGAAAUACCGAUAAACACAUCGCUGAUUCUGAUGAAAUGGACCCUUGAGUCGCCGUCCAUGCCAAUUGAAGUCUCCUUCUGGCAGACUGAGAUAUCGGAAGAGCGGUACAAGUUCUUCAUAGAGGUGACAGCGCUGGAGAUCGAUGUAAAGAGCAUAAGCAUAAGAAUACCGAUCAAAAGAGUUUCAGACAUAGAAAUAACUAACGGCGCUGUAGAAGGAGACAACAUUGUAGCAGAGAUUAGCAACCUGGAAAAAGACGACUCAAGCGCAGUUGAAUUCACAGGGCUAUGCGAUGACACCGACUCACUGUUCCCCUUCACUGUAUCCUACGUAAUAGAAGAACAGAACACAAUAGCGCCCAUAGAAAUAUCGGGAAUAUAUGCAGAAAAUGAAACAGAGACCAUCGAUGAGGAGUACAUUUCUACGGCAAGAGUGAUAGAAGGAGAGUGCACAGUUGUCAACAACUGA
Nematocida minor is the source of this 1308-nucleotide messenger RNA. Its product is annotated as coatomer subunit delta. Lineage: Eukaryota; Fungi; Microsporidia. Gene Ontology annotation, cellular component: COPI vesicle coat; cytosol. The coding region runs from base 1 to 1308 and encodes 435 amino acids. The record is from RefSeq and is a predicted model, not a curated record. The transcript has a single exon. Gene Ontology annotation, biological process: Golgi localization; retrograde vesicle-mediated transport, Golgi to endoplasmic reticulum; endoplasmic reticulum to Golgi vesicle-mediated transport.